AUGUUGGGACGCUUCGGACCGGGUGUCGGCACCCAAGUCGUGGCGGUGGUUUACCAUCAGCCAAACAGGAAUAUGGCUACUUUGAAGGCCAUUUCCAUCCGUCUUAAAUCUGUGAAAAAUAUCCAGAAAAUCACACAGUCCAUGAAGAUGGUGUCAGCUGCUAAAUACACCCGUGCUGAGCGUGACCUGAAAGCUGCUCGUCCCUAUGGUGAAGGUGCAGUACAGUUCUAUGAAAGGGCUGAGGUUACACCUCCCGAAGAUGACCCCAAGCAAUUGUUUGUUGCUAUGACCUCUGACAGAGGUUUGUGCGGAGCUGUACACACUGGUGUAUCCAAAGUGAUCCGCAACCGUCUCAGCGAACCUGGUGCUGAGAACAUCAAGGUGAUCUGUGUGGGAGAUAAAUCUCGCGGUAUCCUGCAGAGAUUGUACGGAAAGCACAUCAUUAGUGUUGCGAAUGAGAUCGGACGUCUCCCACCUACUUUCUUGGACGCAAGUCAGUUGGCCACUGCCAUCCUCACCUCAGGAUACGAGUUCGGUUCCGGAAAGAUCAUUUACAACAAGUUCAAGUCUGUGGUCUCUUACGCCCAGUCCGACUUGCCCCUCUACACUAAGAAGUCUAUUGAGAGCGCCAGCAAGCUGACGGCGUACGACUCUCUGGACAGCGACGUACUCCAAUCCUACACGGAGUUCUCGCUGGCCUCGCUGUUGUUCUACGCGCUGAAGGAGGGCGCUUGCUCAGAGCAGUCGUCCCGCAUGACCGCCAUGGACAACGCCUCCAAGAACGCCGGCGAGAUGAUCGACAAGCUGACCCUCACGUUCAACAGGACCCGUCAAGCUGUCAUCACCAGGGAGCUCAUCGAGAUCAUCUCUGGUGCGGCCGCCUUGGACUAAACCGCCAAAUGCGAUUGACGCUCCGAACGAUCUGCAUUUCCUCAUUUUUUGUAGAUCAUUUAUUUUGUUAACCUUGCUGCUACUUUUAUCAUCAAAAAAAAUAUCAAAAAAUUUUCGAUACCCACGUUUUUGUUUUAAAAACUUUUAUUGAAUCAUGUCACCGAAAAACUUUUGUCCAUUUUUUUUAUUGAAAAUGUUUUUAAAACUUUUAUCAUCGAGACAAGUGACCAUUAAUUCUGACUGUUCAUUUACUUCAACUGGUGCGGGUACCACCCAAAAUAGCAAGGUACUAAUUACUACCCUCAUUUCCAUAUUUUUUCCGCUGCCUCCUCAAAUUAGUUUGUACGAUUUGCGAUGCCGACACUGGACAGCUCCCAUCCCGGCAACACUCACGCGAAACGAGACUGGCUUCAACAUCUGUCGGGCUGCGCGCUGUGACCUGUGUGUGGACGCAGUGGUGGUUAGAAAUAAAGUGUGUUGGUUGGAAAA
Molecule: messenger RNA, 1380 nt
Organism: Bombyx mandarina (wild silkworm)
Lineage: Eukaryota; Metazoa; Arthropoda; Insecta; Lepidoptera; Bombycidae
Product: ATP synthase subunit gamma, mitochondrial
Biological process (GO): proton motive force-driven ATP synthesis
Molecular function (GO): proton-transporting ATP synthase activity, rotational mechanism
Source: RefSeq, a predicted model, not a curated record